Molecule: messenger RNA, 2562 nt
Organism: Knipowitschia caucasica
Lineage: Eukaryota; Metazoa; Chordata; Actinopteri; Gobiiformes; Gobiidae
Source: the annotation of a GenBank genome assembly
AUGAAAUACUCCACUCGUCUGAGAGCGCGUAGAUUGUGUGAGUGGAGCGGAAAACCAGUGGCCUUCGACCGCAAACUGAAGACCCAUCAGUACGGAGGUCUGUCGAUCCGAGUGGAGGGCCUCCCCCGAGUCACUCAUGUCUCUGUGGGUCAGCACAUCCUCAUCGAAGGAGACGAUGAAGACCAUCCAUAUGUGGCCAAAGUGCUGCAGCUGCUGGAAAGCUCAGGGGAAAAGAAAGCCUUGGUCCAGUGGUUCGUCCGCGUCUUUGAGAUCCCUCUGAACAAACGGAAACUUCUGGGACGAGAGCCGCAUCCGAACGAAGUCUUUCACUAUGAAGGAGCCAACUGUGACAACGAAGUGAGCGCGGAGAGCAUCCUGCGGACAGUCACGGUGGUGCAUGUGGAAGGCUCCGCCCCUUUCCCCGCCUCCUCAGACUCGGACACGUUCUUUGUGAAGCUGUCGUGGGAUUCUCGCAGGUUCAGUGUGUGGUCAGAGUGUGAGGCGCGGGCUCCCUCUCCCCUAGCCGCUUCCCUGCCCUCUGGCCCCUCCCCCUCCUCUCCAGGCCACGCCCCCUCAUCUCCAGGCCCCUCCUCCUCGCUCCGCCGCACGCCACGCUGUCGUCCCACCCCGGACUUCAAUGUGAUGAAGAGGGCGUCAUCGUCCUCCUACGCUGAGGAGACGCGACUGGCCCAGGAGGCGGAGUCUCUGCACUCAGCCUCAAAGGCCUCGGCCUCGAAGAGUCUCAGCGCCAAGAGACGGAAGUGUUCAGUGAAGACUCCGGGAGUGAGGAAGAGGCUGCAGCUGUUUGACGACAGUCCUCUGGACUCAGACCUGGACCUGCUCUUGGCUGAGGACUUGAAAACCGUAGAAAUCCAGACUCUGUCCCCACAAAAGCCCCGGAUCUCACUGACGCCACUCCGCAGAUCUGCUUCAUACUCACAGAGUGAAGAGGAGGACCGCCCCUCAGACAGAGCAAUGACUCCGUCCAGGAAACGAGAGGCAAAAAGUCUGAAGGGGCCCAUGCUCGGAGUGCUAGCCGAGGUGGACCACGAGAACUCUCCUCUGGACCGAGUCACUCCUCGCAGCUCCAAGAGGAAGUCUGCCCAAGUGGUGUCCAAACGCAUCCAGAGACAGCUGUCCAUGCUGAGUGGGCGUCUGGACAUGGACACAGACUCUGAGGAGGAGUUUGUUCCUUCUAAACAGGAUCAGAGCAGCAGCAGUGAGGAGGAGGAGGAGGAGGAGGAGGACGAGGAGGAGGUGGGGAAGAGGAGGCCCAGAGGAGCUGCCAGAACUCCCCGAAAAACCCCUCAGAAAACACCAAGGAAAACCCCACGAAAGAUCAGCCUCGGCUCACCCAGAACCCCUCGCCAGUACACACCCAGUAUCCCCUCCCGCUGUGAGCCGGCCAGAAGACCAGGGACCAACCUGGAGGAGGCCAGGGCCAGGCUGCAUGUGUCCUCUGUCCCUGAGUCUCUUCCGUGUCGAGAGCAGGAGUUCCAGGACAUCUACAGCUUUGUGGAGAGCAAGAUCCUGGACGGGACCGGAGGCUGCAUGUACAUCUCGGGAGUCCCUGGUACCGGUAAAACGGCCACGGUGCAGGAGGUGGUCAGAUGUCUCCAAACAUCUUCAGAGAACGGAGAAAUCCCCUCGUUUACGUUUCUGGAGAUCAACGGCAUGAAGAUGACCGACCCUCACCAGGCCUACGUCCAGAUCCUACAGAAGCUCACCGGUCAGAAAGCCACUCCUGACCACGCUGCGUCCCUAUUGGAGAAGAGGUUCAGUAGUCCCGCCCCCAGGAAGGAGACCACGGUCCUAUUGGUUGACGAGCUGGACCUCCUCUGGACCCGUAAACAGAAUGUCAUGUAUAACUUGUUUGAUUGGCCGACGCGGCGCCACGCUCGCCUCGUGGUUCUAACCAUUGCCAACACCAUGGACCUGCCCGAGCGCAUCAUGAUCAACAGAGUGGCCUCCAGACUGGGAUUGACCCGGAUGUCCUUCCAGCCGUACUCCUUCAAACAGCUGCAGCAGAUCAUCAGCUCCAGACUCAACCGGAUCAAAGCCUUCGAGGAGGACGCCCUGCAGCUGGUGUCCAGGAAGGUCGCUGCUCUCUCCGGAGACGCUCGUCGCUGUCUGGACAUUUGUCGGCGCUCCACAGAGAUCUGCGAGCACAGUGUGGGCGGAGCCAAAGAAGGCGGGGCCAGAGCACGAUUGGUGGAGAUCGGUCACGUGAUGGAGGCGCUGAGCGAGAUGUUCUCCUCUGCGUACGUCUCUGCCAUAAAGAGUGCGUCGGUCCAGGAGCAGAUCUUCCUCAGAGCCGUGAUCGCAGAGUUCAGACGACUGGGUCUGGAGGAGGCCACUUUCCAGCAGGUCUAUGUCCAGCAGGUGGCGCUCUGUCGGGUGGAGGGAGUGGCCCCUGUGUGUGUCUCCGAGGGCCUCUCGGUGUGUGGGCGUCUGGGGGCCCUCAGGCUCCUGCUGCUGGAGCAGAGCCACAACGACCUCCUGCUGAGGAUCAGGCUGAACGUGAGCCAGGACGACGUGCUGUUCGCCCUCAAAGCAGAAUGA